AUGGUCUCCUACUGCCCGGUAGUUGGAGCAGGAAAGACCAAAGUGAUCAACAACGUGCAUCGCGUGGUUCGGCGUUGGCCCCAGACCCCCCUUUCGUUUCUUGGGAGACGGUGUCGUGGGGCGGGUACAAGUCAUGUUCGUAGACUGGCAGACACGGCCUCUGACGAAGAGGGCGCUCAAGCAGAAAUUGCGCAGCUCUCUGAACGCAUCAAAACGCUUUCUGAGGAAUUGAAUAAAGAACGCACUAGCUUUCGUACUUUCGUGAUGCUGUGGGGUUCGCUUCAGGGCUACAAGGCAGACGCCAGCCGGAAGCGGCUCAAAAAUCCUCCACACGACGACAUCCUGGUGGCUCACUACGCAAGGGCUGCCGCCUCCAAACUGACGCAGGCGAACCUCUGGGCUGGCUGCCUAGAGAGGCUGGCAGACAAGAUCGCCGACCUACAGUCUGACCUCGAUCGCCGAACUUCGGGACGGGGAGCUGCCCACAGAAAACGUUACAGGCGCAGCUUCAAGGCGAAAACGCACGCAGGGAGUUCAGGAGACGAGAGGCGACCAAGCAGGGGAGACACGGAUGCAGGUCCGAGCACGCCCUCCACGUCAUCUGCCGCAGGCACAGGUAUGUUGUCGCCGACUCCACUUGAUGUAGUGAAGGAGCAGCUCGUCACAGCAGCCAGAGAGAGCAGGAUGUGCACCAGCCUGCUAUACUACGCGCGGCGCAGGUUGGCCCGGCUCCGACAGGGGACUGGGACAGAAGCCAAAAUAACCCGAGCCACAGAAGCGUACAACAGGACUUUGGCUCGGUGCCACCACCAACAAGAACUUGUAAAGAGGCUCCGCAAAAAGCUACGAGCCCUAAGGAAGGAAGCGAAGCGUAAUUUAACCUCAACGGAGCCGUCCACUUGCGCCAGUCAGCGAGGUUGGUCCGCCGCUCUCAUGCGCCUUCAGCGUUAUGACAUAACGCCCCGCCCCGAGGAUGAAAACAUCCCCUGGCACAAGCGCCCGUCAUUCCGGCAACUGAGCCAGUACUACAGCCCCCUUGCGCCUGUACUGCUGAAGGAUAUAGCCGACCCUCCAGCUUCUCGCGGUGGGGUGGCCGUCAUGGAAGCCCUAAUCCCUGAACCGUUUCCCCGGUCCACUCAAGAACAUGGAUCGCCUGACUGGGAGGCCGCGACCGAACCCAGCCUCGACCAUGCCAGCAGCCCGUCAGAACAGGAUCCUCUGGAGGGAACCAGUGGAUCCGGAAAACUGUUAAGCAAGGCGCAACGGCCGCGUUUGCAACUGGAGCAGCCGCAAUCCGCAUCAUCUUCCACAUCCUCAGUCGCCCAGCAUCCGUCGUUGCCGUCGCCUGGCAGCGCAGUUGGCAACAGCCCCCUCGCAGACAACCCGGCAUCCGGAGACGCGCCUACUGCCUUUGGUCCUCCACCAACGCCCUAUUCGUCCGACCUUCCGUUGUCUUCAUACGGCGCCCACCUGGCUGCCGAGGGUCCAGCAGGUUUUCCGGACCCCUGGGCAGCCUCAUCUGCUUCAUCGUCGCCUCACCUGCCACUGUCCGUGUCUCCUCUACUAUCACCGAGUGCCGAAGCAGUACUUCUGUCUGAGUUGAGGGCGGAGCCCUUCCUUCCUGGCGAUGAUGCCUGGCCACGGGCCCCCAGUCCCCGAUACAGCUCAUAUGCAACGGGGGAAGAUCGCGACACCUCAUCUGAUCCAGAAGGUGAGUUUGCAGCUGGCGCGCCUUCACUGGAGUUUGUGGGCGGACUGCUUGCAUCUGCAUCGCCAUCGCCGGGGAUGCCGCCGACGCGUAGGGACCAGUCUCCCUCAGGCGCAGGCAGCGCAGGCGGAGACCGGAUUGCGAAACAGAUGACUUCAGAUUCGGACGUAGCAAGACGCAAGAGUGUGAGUUCUUCCCAGAGCCUGCUGCCAGAGUCUACAGCAUCUCGGUCUCUCAUGAGUUCCGGCGCUCACGUAGAACUGCGAGGCACCGCCGGUCCUGACGCAAGAGCGACCCCGUCGCCCAGCGUGACCCUGGAGGACCCUACAAUGAAGGCGACCGCUCAACAUCCCUUGACAGCAAGGCAGGCCCAGGCGCAAGCUUCAGCCGCAUCAGGAUGCACUAGCGUCGAGGUCGUCGCGCACAAGGCAGGCAAAAAGUCCGCAAAAAAGAAGUCACUAGAAGCCGAGGUUCGUGAUCGGGGCGAGGUGGGAGCGAUCGAUGGCAGCAGACUGCUACACGAUGCACAACCCCUGGGUCACCUGGGCCCUGGCGCGGGGGCUUCACAGGCACCUCAAGCAUCUCUGUUCGGCCAGGCUGCCCGCUCGUACGCAGGGGUGCCGCACGGCGGUGGGGACUCUCCCACAGGUCACGCAUUUCAGUCGGACCUGCAGUUGUGGCUACAAGGCAGGAGAAUACCGUUCAAGCAACGCGAGUCUGUGGGAUCCGGGGCAAGGGCCGAUCGUGACGAAUCAGGCCAGGCCGGGUCCAGUGGUCCCUCCAGGUCACCGUCGACGCGAGGGAACAUGUCCCCUCACUAUCCGGAGGCGACGCGCAAGACCCAGCGGUAG
Besnoitia besnoiti is the source of this 2559-nucleotide messenger RNA. RefSeq lists its product as uncharacterized. The coding region runs from base 1 to 2559 and encodes 852 amino acids. The record is from RefSeq and is a predicted model, not a curated record. Lineage: Eukaryota; Apicomplexa; Conoidasida; Eucoccidiorida; Sarcocystidae. The transcript is spliced from 7 exons.